AUGGCUGCAACACGUGGUAACGUGUUCUCCUGUUCUUCUUCUUCACAACACAGGAUCGAAGCUCUCAAGUUGUUGGAGUGGGCGGAACCCAUCCGUUGCGUGUGCUAUCGUAACAUCAGCGACGUGGCCUUGAGGGGGGUUCUGUCUGACGACUCCUUGAGGCAGGUGGAGAUGAAACUCACCCUCGAACAGCAUGGCUUGGUCGUGGAGUACGGUUCCAGGGGAGGUGGCCUGGUGUCUCCGAAGAAGGCGCUGCAUCUUGCAACCGGUGUCGAUCACUUCCUCGUCGCACACAGGCAAGGCGACAACUUCACGUGCAACGAGAAGGUGAUACCGCAAAAGUUCGAUGGCAUGCUGCGCACAUCCGAGGGCAAGCACGACCCCAACACCGCCGCUGCAUCGGUGACGACUGCGGUCCCUUACCUCGGGGCUAAGAAGCGCUUCUCCGACGACAUCGCCGUCUGGGUGAUUCAGCGGUUAACUAGUUACGAGACACCGUGGCGACGUUGA
This is a messenger RNA of Ectocarpus siliculosus, 510 nucleotides long. Lineage: Eukaryota; Phaeophyceae; Ectocarpales; Ectocarpaceae. The record is from the annotation of a GenBank genome assembly.